UCAUUUGCAAACAUCAAUCACAAACAUCUUAAGCUAACUCAAUCCCUCGUUUAAAUUAAGAGGGAAUUCCCUAUAAAAAAAACAGAGCAAAUAUGCAAGCUUAUCGUCAGAGCAGCAGCUACUGUGAUGAUGGAUCACAGCAACAAAUGCAUCGCCCAUCGUCGAUGUUAUCAUCUCAGGCUCAUCAUUCUUCAUCACACGGCGGGAUGCAGCACCAGCAGUACAGCAUGCGCCAGGGCAUGAUGCAUCAGUCGCAGCAUGGCGGCCUGGUGCAGCAGUCGCAGCACGGAGGCCUGGUGCAGCAGUCGCAGCAUGCAGGUGGCAUGAUACACAGCAGUUCCUCCAUGAAGUCUCAGUAUUCUUCCUCCCAAGCAAUGACUGUGUUUGGGCAGGACGCGUUCUGUGAGAUCAUGCCAUCGGCCUUCCCACCGGGUACUGACCCUAAGGUCAUUGAGUGCUUCAACAGGAUCGAUAGGGAUGGCAAUGGAAUCAUCGACGACAGGGAGCUCCAGUCUGUACUCACCAACUGUAACCACAACUUUAACCUUAGGACUGUCCACCUUCUCAUGUAUGAGUUCACCCACUCUAACAGGAGGAUGAUUGGUCCUAAGGAAUUCGUCCCAUUGCUCAAGUGCCUCCAAACCUGGAGGGCAAUGUUCCAAAGGUUUGACAGGGACAGGAAUGGAAGCAUUGAUUCUUCUGAGAUGAACCAAGCAAUGAGCAGCUUGGGGUAUUGUGUUUCUCCUAUUAUUGUGAAUCUGCUUGUUGCUAAAUUUAGCAAAUCUGGAAGGUGCUCUCUUCAAUAUGACGCCUUCAUUGAGUGCUGCCUCACUAUUAAGGGUUUGACUGAGACAUUUAACGCUAAAGCUGUGUGUGGCAAAGCAACUUUCUGCUACGAGGAGUUCCUGUUGAACGUUCUUCCCUUCAUCAUUGCUUAAUUACAUCAAAAUUACGUACUAAUUAAUUAAUAUGCGAGCGGUUAAUUAAUUGAUUCAAGCUGACAAUGCUUGUAAUAAAUAACGCAACGCUUUUUAUUUACUCUGUAUUUCAAUACUCCAUAUGUUAUUCCAAGUUAUGUUAUGCGUGAAUGUGUGAUGCUUUUGUUCAUCAUGGAUGAUAGUAUAUUGUUAUGUAUCUUUGUGGAUUUUAUAAAUACGAGCUACAAGCUACUUCCUCCGUUUAA
Molecule: messenger RNA, 1183 nt
Organism: Chenopodium quinoa (quinoa)
Lineage: Eukaryota; Viridiplantae; Streptophyta; Magnoliopsida; Caryophyllales; Amaranthaceae
Product: probable calcium-binding protein CML49
Exons: 5
Coding region: 93-938 (281 amino acids)
Molecular function (GO): calcium ion binding
Source: RefSeq, a predicted model, not a curated record